Penicillium griseofulvum is the source of this 1017-nucleotide messenger RNA. Its product is annotated as DUF3632 domain-containing protein. The record is from RefSeq and is a predicted model, not a curated record. Lineage: Eukaryota; Fungi; Ascomycota; Eurotiomycetes; Eurotiales; Aspergillaceae. The coding region runs from base 1 to 1017 and encodes 338 amino acids. The transcript has a single exon.
AUGCACGACUUACUAAAAGAAUCACCGACCUCACGAGAUAUGCCUUCCGGCUGCGCUGUAUGCGGCCCAGAGGAUUGGGCAGACAUGGAAGCGGUUGCUCGAGCAGGGAAUUUCGACAUCCUCCGAGGAGCGGCACAUAACAGAGCAUGGAUCAUGGGCCUAACCUAUUGCCGGAGCCGACAGUCAAUUGAUUCCUGCGAAGACCAUUUGCAUUCCCUCUGGUACAUCUAUUACCAAUGCUCCAGACACGUCUCCCACGAAAGCCUCGAGCAAGACAGAUUAGUCCUCGACAUCGUCCGGACACGAGGACGCGGACCUCUCACUAGGAAGGCACCGGGGGCUGGGAUCGAUAUUGCAAGAACUCUCGACGGGACAGUCUGGAACGACAUGCCGUUCCUUGCGACGGACAUGACAGAUUGCUGGAUCCACGACUUCGCCGCAAUGGACUCAAAACAGCGUCUUAAUUCUGCGUCUUUCCUUGCGAAGCUUGCGUCCACGCGCAUUGCGAACGAUCGACUUUGUCAGAUUGCUCUGGUCAUUUUCCGUGAUACAUUCGAGACCCAGCGUCACCUUGGUAGCUCUGAUGAGCCGGAUGAUGAAGAACCUCGUCGAUCAAACCAUGGUCUUACUAUUGCUUCGUUACUCCCAUCUGCAUGUGCUUGGAUCCGGGAAGCUGGGCAUAAUAUCAUACUCUUGUCCGAUGUCUCGUGGAAUGAGUGCUCUCAUAGUACCAUUGGGAGAGGUGGCUGGGAGUAUACGCAGUCGGAGCUAGGCCAGCGAGCGCCGAAUGGAUUUAGUGCAUGGAGAUGGUUAUACUGGCUUAAGCGGUUACAUCAGAUUGCAGAUGAGGCAUCAAAAGCAGAUGAGAAGGUUCUUGCAGAGCAGGCUGCGAAGGCAAUCGAAAUUAUGUUAGGUGAUGUUAAGCAGAGGAACUCUCAGAUUCUCAGGGUGUUCGAGGCUGCUAGCGAUACUGUGAACCAGGAUAAGGAUCUCGUGGGUCUGAAAAGGGAAUGGUAG